AUGCCCGAGAUAAUUGGCGUCAAUACGGAUGUUCAGACGGAACCGCCGCUCAUUCAACUAUCUAAUUCACCUUGUUUAUCCGAAUUGCUCAGCUAUGACACACACGUCACCAGCUCCUGCCAUGUGACACGUUCUCGCAACAUACAAACCGGUAUUAUGAAUAUUGACAAUGAUGUUUGGCUUUUCUCUCAUAAUGAAUGGCCACUUCAGUGUCACGUCCAUUCGAAUACCGGUGAAUUUGGCGGCAUCAUUUCGAUUAAUGAACCAUCAAUCGUGCGUGUGCCUUGCGGUAAUGCAAUUAAAUGUACCAAUGCUGAAUUACCAUCGUCUGCUUGUAUUAAUCGUAGUGUAUUAAUUAAGUCAAGUGUCACUGGAAAACAUGAGCAGUUAUCUACUAUUCCAUGGCCGAUAAAAACCAUGACGAAACAACUAAUAUCUACUUAUAAAUUAACAAUUAGUAAUUCGUUAAAAGAUAUCCUUGAUGAUCUAAAAGAUAAUCGAUUAACUGUGACAAGCGUCAUUAAAGAAUUUGGUGCACUCGUAUUUGUUUUGGUUUUAUCAAUUAUCGGUUAUUGUUUACAAAAAUGUUACCGGAAUAAUGGGGAUUGCAAACCUGCAUGGAUUAUGCCUAAGACGCCUGCAGAGUACGGACGUCGUCGAGAAACUGCUAGACGUAAGUAAUCAACUUCUUUUUUCAAUAACAACUUUUUCCAAUAACAAUAUUUGCUUUAUUUCUAGAAAGAGAAAUAGCACUUGAUCAACUUGUACAACAGUCCUCGGCGUCCAUCAUUUAUUCACUUACUUGAUUUUUUCUUUUUUCGUUUAUUAUUCGUCUUGUUCGUUCUUUUUCUCUAUAAAAUCAAAAUUACAUUUCACAUGGUUUAUUUACAUAGAAUGUUUAAUUACAGCGUCAUAUAAAUCACAUACAUCAAAUGAUCAUCACAUUAGACAGAAAGAUCAUUACAAUCACGGAUGCCUGAAAAUUUCGGCCACUCUUAACUUUGAAACGUGUCAUAUCAAUACUGCCUAAGUUUGAUUAAAUCUAUUCAAUCGACAAAGUACAACAGACAAAGUACGAAAUAGGACACGGGACAUUAGAGACCGAAUAUCAGCAAGAUAUACUGGCAGAAAGGGCUUAAAACCCAGUGUUUCAGGUCAAAACUGCUAGUUUUUACUCCAUGACCCCCAUCGAAAAUAGCACCAUUCGAUAGAGAAUUUAAUUCUGCAUCUAACACAAUCAACUAGAAAUUCAACACAGGUUGGAGCGCGAAUGUCAGCGAGAUAUACUGGCAGAAAGGCCUUAAAACCCAGUGUUUCAGGUCAAAACUGCUAGUUUUUCCUCGAUGACCCCCAUGAAAAAUAGUACCAUUCGAUAGAGAAUUUAAUGCUGCAUCUAACACAAUCAAGUAGAAAUUCAACACAGGUUGGAGAGCGAAUGUCAGCGAGAUAUACUGGCAGAAAGGGCUUAAAACCCAGUGUUUCAGGUCAAAACUGCUAGUUUUUACUCGAUGACCCCCAUCGAAAAUAGUACCAUUCGAUAGAGACUUUAAUUCUGCAUCUAACACAAUCAACUAGAAAUUCAACACAGGUUGGAGAGCGA
Molecule: messenger RNA, 1600 nt
Organism: Didymodactylos carnosus
Lineage: Eukaryota; Metazoa; Rotifera; Eurotatoria; Philodinida; Philodinidae
Source: the annotation of a GenBank genome assembly